This is a messenger RNA of Oncorhynchus tshawytscha (Chinook salmon), 3753 nucleotides long. Its product is annotated as glypican-1. Gene Ontology annotation, molecular function: fibroblast growth factor binding. The transcript is spliced from 9 exons. The record is from RefSeq and is a predicted model, not a curated record. Gene Ontology annotation, biological process: cell migration; negative regulation of fibroblast growth factor receptor signaling pathway; regulation of protein localization to membrane. Bases 586 to 2247 code for a protein of 553 amino acids. Gene Ontology annotation, cellular component: plasma membrane; synapse; cell surface. NCBI's taxonomy places the organism in Eukaryota, Metazoa, Chordata, Actinopteri, Salmoniformes, Salmonidae.
UUGUGUCAUCCUCUGUUCUCUGCAGGGCAGGACCUAAACAGCUGCUCCGCAGUAAAACCAGCCCGGGUCUCCCAGCGCGUCUCCAAUCCGCUCCAAUCCUACAGGCUGUGCUACGUGCUCAGCUCACAACACUCGGCUUUUCUCUCUGACACAUCUCCGUUAUUUGUAAAGGAGUUCACCUGAUCCAUGUAAUUCACUUUAAUCCAAGAUUAUUGUGAAUAUUCACAGACAAAAGCAGAGCCUUUAUUUUCUACGUUUUAUUGGUGGAUUUGGAUUACACGUGUUACAGUAAUUAAUUUGAUAUUUAUUUGUGAGCGGUUCUGUCUAGUAGACUCACCACUGCGAGGACAGGCUGAUCUUGACAGUCACAGCGUGCACCAGAAUCGCACGUCGUCACAGGACUCCGGGGAGAGCUGACAGAUUGCUCAGCUGGUGUUUGCAGCUGUAUCCUCGGCGCCAAAAGCGAGAUACACUGCCAAGGAAGGCUUUAUCUACCGGUUGGAUGCCAUACGAGGCUUUGUAGGUCUUCUUUUAAUUGCCUCGACUCGUUCUCUUGGAUCUACACCUUGCUGUUUGGUUGUCAGUAUGGAUUUCCUACCGGCUCUUCUAUUCUUUUUUCUAUCCGCUGUCCCGUUGUCGGCGGACAAUGCGAACAGUAAAGCCCGGAGCUGUUUGGAUGUCCGACAGUUCUACAGCGGGAAAGGCUUCACCCUCAACGGGGUGCCACAGACAGAGAUAUCUGGUGAGCACCUGCGGAUCUGUCCCCAGGGGUACACCUGCUGUACCAGUGCCAUGGAGGAGACCCUGUCCAACCUGAGUCGCAGGGAGUUUGAGGGGCUGGUCAGAGAGGCAGGACGCUCGCUACAGGCCUCCCUCAACACACAGUACAGGAGCUUCGACACGUACUUCACAGACCUCUUGAACAGAUCCGAGCGUUCCCUUCAAGACUCCUUCCUGGCCACGCUGGGCUCUCUCUACUCCAAGAACGCCCCUGUGUUCCAGGACCUGUACGCUGACCUGCGUCGCUACUACCGUGGCUCCGCUGUCAACCUGGAGGAGACGCUCAACGACUUCUGGGCACGGCUGCUGGAGCGCCUGUUCAAGGUCUCCUCCCUCCCGCAGUACACCCUCACUGACGACUACCUGGAGUGUGUGGCCAAGCAAACGGAGACCCUGCGGCCCUUUGGGGACGUCCCCCGUGACCUCAAGCCCAAGGUCACCAGGGCCUUCGUGGCGGCGCGGUCAUUCGUCCAGGGCUUGACUGUCAGUGGGGAGGUGGUCCGCAAAGUCUCCCAGGUUCCUCUGAGCCCAGAGUGUACCCGUGCUAUGAUGAAGCUUGUGUACUGCCCCCACUGUAGAGGCCUGGCCUCCGUCAAGCCCUGUGCCAACUACUGCAGAAACGUCAUGAAGGGCUGCCUUGCCAACCAGGCCGACCUGGACACCGAGUGGCAGAACCUCGUCGACACCAUGCUGCAGGUGGCGUCUAGUUUCAGUGCUGACCCCAGUGUGGAUGUGGUCAUCUACUCCCUCCCCAUCCGCAUCUCAGAGGCCAUCCUCUACAUGCAGGAGAACACAGAGGUCUUCACCAGCAAGGUGUUCCAGGCCUGUGGGACCCCCAGGGUGGCAGACACACAGAGCUCAGGGUCUGAGGAGAGAAAGAAGAGAGUGAACCCUGCCAGCACCGCAAUGGAGUACAAACCCAGCCCCACCGUAGGGGUCCCACUGGAGAUGCAGAUAUCUGAUGUGUCCAGUAAGCUGCGGGAGAUGCAGCAGUACUGGGUCCAGCUGCCAGCUGCUCUGUGCAAUAGUAAAGUGGCAGCAGGAGCAGCUGGUGACAAGUGCUGGAAUGGCAUGACCAAGGCCAGGUAUCUUCCUGAGGUGAUGGGUGACGGCCUGGCCAGCCAGAUCAAUAACCCUGAGGUGGAAAUUGACAUCACCAAGCCAGACAUGACUAUCCGCCAGCAAAUCAUGCAGCUGAAGAUCAUGACCAACCGGCUGAGGAACGCCCUCAACGGCAACGACGUGGACUUCCAGGAUGCCAGUGAUGACAUCAGCGGUUCAGGAAGUGGAAUGUGUACAGGCGAGUCAUGUGCUCGUAGCGGACCUCGUGUCAUUGUGCCCAAAACAGACAGCACCAGAUACUACAAUCCUCCUGAGAACAAGAAGGUGAAGGGCACAGGAACCCAGACCCACCCCUCUAUCCUCCUCCCCCUGCUCUCAUUGGCCACACUGCUGCUCAGGCGAUAAUGAACAGGUGGUGCAUCCAAUUGAGACUGUGUUUUGAGAUGGAAUAGAAGAGGAAAAAUGGGCGAUUGGUGGGUAACUUUGCCAAAUAGGAAAGGAUUGUCAUUGAAUAAAUGGACUACCUUUUAUUUUGAUGAGAAAAAAACAAAGAACAUUAAUAUUCCUUGUUUUUUUGUUGCUUGUUUAUAUUUUUUUAAUGUGGCAAGUAGAGCUGGUCUUUGGCUUAUUUUUAUUGUUUCUAUGCUUGGGUGGUGAACAAGGAUGGUUCACAUGCUAGAUGUGAUGUUUGGAUGCCACAGGCUUCUUAGUGAAUAUGCCAUUCUAAUGUAAAGUCAAUGUGAUCUUGUUGCAAUGUUCUAGCAAUGCCAAUAACAGCGAUGUUGUGAGAACACUGUGAAAGCCGGUUUGGUGCGUAUCUACAGUAUGCUCAUCCAACACAUUAGUUUGUUUUUUUACUCAAUCACAGUGACAAGGGAAUGUGGAUCUCUCAAGUAUCUAUUACAUAACAAAAUUAUGGUUUAUUGUAAAACCCUUGCAUCAAUAGCACAUUAAUUAACACAGCAGCAGUGACAUAUCUAUCUUAAUUUGACCUUCUCACAAAAGGACAAUAAUCUUGUAGCAACAGGAAAUGUGAAUUAUUAUGUGGAUUAUAAUUAAUAUACAUUUUUGUAGGGGUGGAUACAUUUUUUUCAUUAGGGCAAAUCAAGUCUGACAUUUUAAAGUGGAAAUUACAAACUUUAGAAGCCUUUUAAAAACUCUUAAGUUUGCAUUUCCUGCUGCACAGGGACAUUCUCUGUGAUAACAGAGUGAUUAAAUGAAGAUAGGAGAUCUGUAGGUCUGUGAAAGCAGGUGGGUAUAGUAUAACAAUCUAGCCGUUCUCUAUUGAAGGACUGUAGAAAGCCGCUUCCGUCAUAUUAGGCCUGGAAGCCUCUCUGUGUCUGAUAUUUUAUUUGAUCAAUCUGGUCUUCAAACUUCUAAAAUCCACCAUUCUGUUAGCAGUCAAGGUGACGCACAGCUCACUUAGCCCGCAACACACAGAGUAUACACACUUCAAAAUAAGCCCAACACGCAUACAGAUCACAAGAAGAAUUUUAAGCAUAGCCGUUGGUUAGUGUUGUUCACUCAACACAUCCUGACUACCCGUCAAAAAAAGGAGAGGUGCAGCUUUUUAUACAUAUUUCCUAUCUUGUAAUAUGAUGUAAUCUAUUAUCACUAAACCAAAUUUAGGGGUUUGAACCUUCCCCGCCUGCCAUAUGCACAGUUGACUACAGCUGGAUGUGGAGAAGGAAUGCCUUGACUAAAUCACUGUCACACGUUCUCCAAACGUUGCUAGAAUGUUCCAGGCAGCACAGUGACAUUGUAAUGAAGGUGUAGUCAGUGAUGGGAGUGCAUUGUUGUUGGAGCUGGCUCAUGUUCCCUCCGUCACACACAGGAGGACAAUUUCAAAGUGUCUGUGUGUGUGUACAGUUACAGUCUGUCAUAGCAGAGAAUAAAUCUGAUGUAGUGGCA